UGAAAAGCAUAAAGGUGAAUUUUGGAAUCAGACACAUUGUUGUUUAUCAUUAUCCAUUGUUAUUGCCUGCGACACAAUGAGGCUUUGAUUUUGAAAUGAGUCCAAUACAUACAAGGGGCAAAGCACAGUGCAGCAAUUACCUCUAAUGCGCCUUUGCACUGGCUGGGGAUAUUUCUUCAGCUUUACUCUUGUAUGGUUACCCAUUCCUGUACUUCUCUUUCUUUGUUUUUUCUUUCUUUCUUUCUUCUUCUUCUGUAUUUAAAAAUAGGCUUUACAUUCUCUGCUUAUGACAUAUGGGUUUAUUGAGAACAUUUAGUAAGAAACAUGUGUAGUAUGACUGUAACUGAUACCCUUGUAUGUAGGUCACUCGGAUCUGGGAAUUGGUGGGCAUGGAUUUAAUAGGACCAUUACCAGUAACAAAGGAUGGAUACCAGUAUAUAUCGACAGCCAUAGAUUAUCUUUCAAGAUGGGUGGAAGCCUUUCCACUUAGAAGUAAGUCAGCAUCUGAGGUGGCAAAGGGCAUGUACAAAAUGAUUGUUCGACGUGGAUGCCCACAGCGGAUGCUGACAGAUCUUGGUCUGGAAUUCAAUAAUAAGUUUAACCUGUAUAUCUGUGAAAGAUUGAGAAUAGCUUCACCAGCCUGUACCACCCACAAACCAAUGGCUUGGUUGAAAACGCUAAUAAAUCCAUCUAAAGGUAAGUGAAUAGGUGGGAAUAUUACAGUACUAAUGGCAAGGACAGUGUGCUAUGCAAGAAGAUGCAACUCACAAAAAAAUCUUCAAAAGCAAUGUGUUGCAUGGAAAGUCUUUUUCAUUAUGUAUUACACCUUUUUGAUUAUGUAUGAUCUGUUUCAGUCAAGACCAUACGUGUGACUUUCUUUUUUUAAACAAACCAGUCAAUGAGCAUUUGUUGCACAGCAUUGCGGAAGAUGGUUGAUGACAAUGGGAGUAAUUGGGAUGAAUUACUUGACCCCAUUUUGUUUUCUUUGUGAACUAAAGUACACGCAACAACAAAAAUUUCACCCUUUCAACUAAUGUUUUGUGCUGACCCAGUGUUUCCAGAAGAAGUCUCAGAGAAUUACAUGGUAAGUGUAUGUUAUUACCAGCACCUUUCAUGUACACAUGGCAUUCAGUGUGUCUUCAUUUUACAAAUACAACCCCUUCUCCAUUUGUUUACAAAGAUCCCAGAUAUGAAUACAUUCGGGGAAGAUUUCUGCAAGGAGCACAGCAUAAAUAUGAAAUCAAGACAUGAUGCUGACAUUGCACUGGCCCUAAGUAACACUUCUAAAGCACAAGAAAAACAACAAAGACAUUAUGCUAAAAGAAAGAUUUCUAAAUAUGGGGAAAUAACAUUGGAUGUUGGGGACUCUGUUCUGUUACUGAACGCUAGAAAGAGAACAAGAAAAGGAGGCGUACUGGAACCUAGGUAUCGGGGCCCAUACAAUAUUACAACUGUUGAGGGUAAGAGAGUGAAAUUACAAACCAUCUCAGGAAAACGGUUAGGAACCAUGUACAGUGUCACACACUUAAAACCAUGUAAAGAGCCACCCACAUUAGCUGCUGAAAGCACAUCAGAGGGAAAAAUCGGAACUGAAAUUGCAGUUGGUGACACUGAACCAGAAACACCCUCCGAAGAGAUUAGAAAUGUGGAGGGCACUGUAUCUCACGCCAGCACAGUGAAAACCAUCGAGGUCACAGCAACGGAAGAAGAGGAGCAUAUAGGGCAAGAUGUUUCAAACCGUGAUACAAGCGAUGCUGAUGACAAUUUUGAUGACAUGCUUAUGGAGGAGGUGGAAGACAAGCAAUGGAUUCUGAAAGUCAAAUUUGUAAUGACCGGCAAACACACAGAGAGACUGGAAGCCAAAGUGAGAAACAUAAAAUUGCAUGGCUCUUCAUUUCAUUGCCUGAAACCGAGAAGCUGGAUAAGUGAUGAAGUACAUUUAAGUACCACUAAUCAUGUAUUUGUUAACGGCAUUGAUUCAUCAAAUAUUAUUGAAAUUGUGCCUUUUCUUUCAUCCUGUGUUGUAGGUUAUUGAUGCACAUUUGAGCUGUGUGGUUGAGAAAGCAGAUGGAAAGGUCGGCUACUUACUGUGAUGGUACAUGAAAGUGUACAUUGAUUCAAUAAGUAAACAAUCACGUGAAUAUGUGGCACAACAUAUUUAAGUCCAAAUACCCUUGAA
Molecule: messenger RNA, 2179 nt
Organism: Chelonia mydas (Green sea turtle)
Lineage: Eukaryota; Metazoa; Chordata; Testudines; Cheloniidae
Exons: 3
Coding region: 1034-2035 (333 amino acids)
Source: RefSeq, a predicted model, not a curated record